Molecule: messenger RNA, 5327 nt
Organism: Xiphophorus couchianus (Monterrey platyfish)
Lineage: Eukaryota; Metazoa; Chordata; Actinopteri; Cyprinodontiformes; Poeciliidae
Gene: dab1a
Product: DAB adaptor protein 1a
Exons: 19
Coding region: 752-2461 (569 amino acids)
Biological process (GO): neuron migration
Cellular component (GO): intracellular membrane-bounded organelle; cytoplasm
Source: RefSeq, a predicted model, not a curated record
GCUAAGCCGUGUAUGUGUCUGUCGUACUUGCUGUGGUGCAGACUUGCCUUGCCUCGAUAGCCUUCCACCACUCAGGCAGCUGGCUGCGCCGCUGUGUUUCAACAGCAGCUGCUGGGCUCCACAAUCUUUAAGUAUCUCUUUCAGUGACUGAGGAUUUCCUGCCCCUUGGAGGAUUCCCUCUCAUUUUGACUUAAGUAGGCUGAGAAAAAGAGACAGAUUGUAGAAGGAGAGGAGGACACAGCGGGCCGGGAGUGACCUUCGGUGUUGUGGUAAGAAGAGGAGAAUCGGUAACGUGCGGGAUCCAUCAGGAGGUGGAUGAAAGCGAGAGAGACGGAGAAGGAAAGACAGAACUAUCCUGGCGUAUUUACCUGAGAGUGCAUCUCUCGUCACUCAAGACGUAUCUGAACCUGAAGCAGGUGAAGCUGGAGCGCUACCGGACCUCCACUUUCACAGCAUGUCCAUCGCUCCAGUGUAUAAGGGGCUUUGUCCUUCUUUGAGGAACAACAACAUGGACACCAGGUGUGGUGAAGACCAGAUCUCCGUGGGUGUGUGUGGGAUGUUGUGUCAGGGCUGAAACCCAUCCCUCUCCCAUGAGCCUGUGUGCCCACACACACACACACGGCGCCUCGACGCACGCACUCGGCGCCCACGCACCCACAGCCGGCACCGACGCUGUGAACUGGACCCUCGGAGCCCGGCGGAGCCCAGCCGAGCCAAGCGGAGCCGAGUCUAGCCCACUUGGAGCCUGAGGAUGUCAACAGAGACAGAGCUACAGCCAGCGGUCAGGCCCAGCAGCGUUAGACGGGACUCCAGGAGGAAAGGGCAGGAUCGCAGUGAGGCAGCUCUCAUCAGGCGUUUUAAGGGCGAUGGCGUCCGCUACAAGGCCAAACUCAUCGGCCUGGACGAGGUCACCGCCGCCCGCGGAGACAAGCUCUGCCAGGACUCAAUGAUGAAACUCAAGGGUAUAGCGGCUGCAGCGCGGUCUAAAGGAGAACACAAGCAGAAGGUGUUUCUAACCGUUUCCUUUGGAGGGAUCAAGAUCUUUGAUGAGAAGACGGGGAUCCUCCAACACCACCAUGCAGUCCAUGAAAUCUCCUACAUUGCCAAGGACAUCACGGACCACAGAGCCUUCGGUUAUGUCUGCGGGAAGGAGGGAAAUCACAGAUUUGUGGCCAUCAAAACUGCACAGUCGGCCGAACCUGUGAUUCUGGACCUGCGGGACUUGUUCCAGCUCAUUUAUGACAUAAAGCAGAGAGAGGAGAUGGAGAAGAAGGCCCAGAAAGACAAGCAGUGUGAGCAGGCCGUCUACCAGACGAUACUGGAGGAGGACCUGGAAGACCCGGUCUACCAGUACAUUGUGUUUGAGGCCGGACACGAACCCAUCCGUGACCAAUCAGAGGAAAGCAUUUAUCAGGUGCCCACCAGUCAGCAGAAGGAAGGGGUCUAUGACGUCCCAAAGCGACACCCCAACAUCAGCCAGUUAGAGAUUUUCGGAGACAUGUCCACGCCGCCUGACAUAACCUCCCCGUCUACCCCGGCGUCCCCCGCCAACACCCUCGACCCCUCGCAGGGCCUGCAGCCGCCUACGGAACUGUUCGCUCCCUUCAAUCCUGCGUCCGUGCCCUCAGGUUAUGUGACGAUGGGAGCAGUACCUUCUGGCCAUUGGUCCCAGCAGGCGUUUGCUGCCCAGACGCCGCUAGCCUUCGGGGUCCAGUCUCCUCUGGGCCCCGUAGCCCAGGUGAUACCGGGCGGGCAGCCUCUGAUCUGGGGCCAGGCCAACAUCUUCCCCGCAACCCAGCAGCAGUGGGCCGCCAUGACGGCUGGAGCCUUCUCCCCGACAGCCUACCUCCCAGCCCAACCCGUGGGGGCUCUGCCGGCUGCGAUGUUCCAGACGCUCGCCCCGGUCACCACCGUGACUCCGGCCAGCGAGAGCCAGUUGGGCGCCGGGGCCGGCGCCUCCGCUCCGUCCCCGUCGGCUUCUUCGAGUCCACAGCACGGAGAGGGGCCGAAGAAGAUGGGCAAGGAGAUGUUCAAGGAUUUCCAGCUGGCGAAGCCUCCAGCCAUGCCGUCCAAGAAGGGCGAACAGCCCAGUCUAACGGGAACCUCAGAGGCGUUCAGCUCUUACUUCAGCCGCGUGGGCACCGCCCAGGACACGGACGACUGUGACGACUUCGACAUUUCCCAAAUGAACCUGACGCCGGUCACUUCCACGACGCCGUCCACCAACUCCCCUCCUACGCCGGCUCCCAGGAAGGGCUCCCCAUCCAAGUCCUCGGCUUCUCACGUCAGCGACCCGCCCACGGACGCCACAGACCCGCCCACGGACGACUCGUUCGGGGAAGCGGAGGGCAGCCCCAGUCGUAGCGGGGAGGAGGACGCUGCGUGUGGUUCUGGGUCACCCUGCCCCAGUGAGACAGCAGAGCCCAGCCCAGAACAGGCCAGUCCAGAGGCUGGGAGCUAGAUGGCAGCAGGGCAGGAAGGGGAAGGAUCCUCUCUACGCCCAGAUCAACAAGGGGAAGAAAUAAAGAAAUACCCAGGAAAACAGACCUGACCAGCACUGAGUGAACAGGAGGAGAACCCUUUACCUCUGAGCGUGCGUGCGCGUGUGUGUGUGUUUGCGUGUGCGUGCAUGUCUGGCACAUCCCGGCCUGACCAAGCCCUUCAUCUUCUUUUCCUGCUAACAACCUCCCAGGAGGAGCUUCAACACUCCCACACGCCUCCUCCUCCUCCUCCUCUCUGCAGUUGUUCCUCCUCCUCAGAGGAGCGAGCCCUCUCAGUCAUUCUCCACAGGCAGGAGGCACAUCCAUCACCCAGACAGGUCCAGCUCUCCCUCCGCCGCGCUGUCUUCUCCGCUCCUCUCUCCUCUCCCCUUCGGCAACUCACACCCAGCCUUACGGACAUGAGCCACUCCUCUCCCUUCUUCCUUUCCCUCCCUCCGUCACUUUCACACCCUUUCCUCUGCCUAUCGCGUCUGACCAGAGACUCUGCUGCCUGGAAGAGACUGAGUCGAGUGCCUCCCUGUUUGUGACACGCACGCACGCGCACACACUCCGCACUCGUCGUGUGUAACGGACAGAACCUGCAUCCGUCUAGCGAGGCGAUCCCUCGGGGAGGUGCCCAGACUCUUAGGGAUGGCCCGUUACCCGGGGGGGGGGAGGGGGAUCACUGCUUCUGAUUGGUUGGUUGAUUGAUUUUUGGGUAUUUUCUGCCCCUUGCUUGUGAGUGUCUGCUGGAUCACUAUGCAGAAUCACUCUCUGGGAGCUACUCACACACCAACACACAUCCUUUGCACACAGCAGUGAGCCUACAUGCAAAGACACACACACCCACACACACAUGCACACACACAGAGCCAUGCCACACCUUGUGUAACAUGCGUACGCGCAGUAAUUUGCCAAACGUCUCUGCGACGCACAGCCAGACUGGUGAACCGGACCGCUGGUGGAGGAAUGGACCCCGGGAGGGACAAGUUGAAACGGAUUCUGUGAUUGAACUCUUCAUUCUCUAUAGCUUUUGUACAAUAAUGAUUUAAAAAGUAAAAAAGAGAGAUCAACCUGGGAAAAUUUAAUUUUUAUUUUAUAAAGUCAAUCAAGCCGCUGGAGUCAGCUCUACCGGGUAAUAUAGAGUCAACAUGGCUUUAAGGCAUCUGAGCGUUGAUUUGCCAAAACUCAUUUUUGUAAAUAAUGAGAAGGACAACCAUUCUGUCCGCUGGACAUCUGUGCCAUAAAAUGGGAAGGCUUCGGUUAUGCAAGACUCUUGAUGUUAAUCCAAGCAAUACCAACACACAGUGCCUUGCAGAGGUAUUCAUACACCUGACUUUUGUUUGGUUUUUUUUUCUUUUUAACACUUUGUCUCCUUACAACCGCAAACUUUAUCGUAUCUUGUUGCGAUUCUAUGAGACAGACCAACACGAAGUAAUGCAUAUUUGUGAAGUAGAAGGAAAAGAUGACAUUAUUUUUAAGUUUCGCCACCAAUUUAAACCUGAAAGGUUGUGCGUUUGUGUCUUACCUCCCAUCUACCGGGUUCCCCCAGUAUAAAAUCUGGCGCUACUAGUUGCUUUCAAAGGUUCACUCAAAUGAAAACAAAUUCAUGUAAAAGGUGGUUUCUACUGAAUUUGCACUCAGCUCUUACUCUCACAACCCAAAUUAAGACUGUUUGCCUUUAGAAGUCACCUGAUUAGGGAAUAGAGUCCUGGCAGAGGCGAUGCCACAAAGUAUUCAGUCCCCUUCACCCAUUUGCCUGAAUAAAAUCUAGUCCGUUUAAUUGAAAGUAUUUGUGUCCAGCUCCCAAUGCUGUUCAUCCAUUAGAUGUCACCUAAUUAGUAAAAUGGUUCAGCAUUGUUAUUCCACGCUGAGCAGAUUAGGUUUUUAAUAGUAAGCACAAAAGCUGAAAACCACGUUUACCUUUUCCUUCCACAUUCAUGCAUUAUUCCGUGUUGACGUAUCGCAAAACAUAUCCCCUCUGCUCCCCACUUCCCCAAUAUGUUUUGAGGUUUGAGGUUGCAAUGUGACAAAAUGUCAAAACAUCCUGUGUUGUGAAUAUUUUUGCAAAGCACUGCAUGGUUUUUUUUCUUUCUCUCCCAGUUUGCUUUGUUUUGUUUUGCAGCUUCAGCUCUGCGUCGUUUUUUUUUUUUUUUUUGUGCAGCGUUUUAAAUGAGAGCCACUCGGUGAUUUCCAGCUCCGGAGUCGCGCGUCACCACCCCGCUUUGUCUUCUGAGGUCCCGUCACUGCAGAUUACGUUUAUGUCCAAAGCAUAUUAGCUUCUACAGUUUGUGUUUGCGCCCAACACCCUCCUCUCCGUGGCACAGGCCUGCGCUUUUUCAACCACAAAACAUUCAUUAUUGUGUUGCAGGCAGCACCGACUGACUGCAGCCAUGUCUGCGGGCCUCCAUCAUCCAUUGCCCCCGUUUGGUCAGGUGCCGAAUCCCCCCCAACCCCACCCCCCACCGCUACAGCUUCGUUAACUGUGAUGCCAAUAUAUCCCUAUUUUAUGGCCAGUGUCCCCACGCCACUCAAAAGCUCUUUUUGGACUUGGGAUAACAAACUAGACAAACUCUGACACUACUAGAAGGUGAGGAAAGAAGCUGAAUUAAAAACAAAGGGAACCGUUGCUGUUUGAGUACAUAACAUUUCUAGACCUAUUUUAACUUUACCUCAGCUAACACUUUCUUAAUGUAAAUUGAAGCAUUAUUUUUAUCUUUAUUGAAUAUGACAUUCUACAGUGGGUUUUUAGAUUAUUAUUUUUUUCUUUUUUUCUGGGGGUUCUAUCUUGAUUUACGUAUUCCACCCUGUAUUAUUACCUGUUACAAAUAAACACUCCCCAAAUGA